UCAUAUUUUGUCCAUGUUUGUCGCUAAAGUCAUUCCCUGGAAUGGAGUGGAAAGUGGUGAAAAACGUUAUGUACAAUUAGUGUAUAUGUGUGUGAACAAAUAUCGUUUAUUUUAAACUUAAUUAUUAUCGAACGAAAGCAUUAUAAAGUCAUUAGUAGAAACGCGAGAACUAACUUUACAGAGAGUAGUAAAAUUCAUUACGCUCAACAUUCCUUCUUUUUUUUCACAUUAAAAAAUUAUAACUUCGCUGUGACAAGAAAAUGUCAAAAUGACAGAAAUGUACAAUCCAUUCGUAUAUUGGGCUCAAACAGAGAAUCAGGUUACGUUAAAAGUCGAUUUGGCUGACGUUAAGGAUAUUGAUAUUAAUUUGCAAGAAAAAAAAUUGCAAAUAAGUGCAUAUGGUCAAGGUGCAAGAGGCUGCAAUAAUUAUGGAUUUAGUAUUGACUUUCACGAAUUUGUUAAUCCUGAUGAAAGCAAUUACAAAGUAAUUGAUCGUCAGAUAGAUUUUACAUUGAAAAAAAAGUAUUAUGGAUGGUGGCCUCGAUUGACUAGUCAACCACAAAAACCACCAUGGCUUAAAAUAGAUUUUGAUAAAUGGAAAAGCGAGGAUAUGGAUGAUAAUGAAUAUGAGAAACGAGAUGUUUGUAGCGAUUACCCUGAUAUGUAUGAUAAAUUGCAUAAAGAAGAAUUUGGCUAUAGGAAAGAGGAUUUCAAGAAAGUAUAUUUAAUCAUCUACAACUUAUGUCAAUUUGUUGGAUUUCUUUAUAUUCUUGUCGUUAUGAGUGUGAAAUAUUCUCGUGAUGGACCAGCUUCUAUAAAAUAUACAUAUGCUACUGUUGGAAAUCCAAUGAAAUUUAUACAGUUGCUACAAUUUUUAGAAGUUAUGCACCCUUUAUUUGGAUAUACCAAAGGUAGUAUAAUGAUGCCUUUCAUGCAAGUAGGAGGCAGAGCAUUUGUUCUAUUUUGCAUGAUAGAAGGAGAAUCACGUAUGCAAACUAAACCAGUUGUAUUUUAUCUCUUUAUGGUGUGGAGCUCAGUGGAAAUAAUCAGAUAUUUAUAUUAUAUUACACAAUUAUUGAAUAUAGACUUUUAUUUUUUAAUGUGGUUAAGGUAUACAAUAUGGAUACCAUUAUAUCCAUUAGGCGUAAUAUGCGAAGGUAUUAUAAUUUUACGUAACAUUCCGUAUUUUGAAGAAACACAACGAUUUACCGUAUCGUUACCAAAUUCGUUAAAUUUUUCUCUUGAUUUUCCGACUUUUUUGCGAAUUUAUUUAUUAUUCUUAUGUAUACCUGGCAUUUAUACAAUGAUGUCACAUAUGAAUCAUGCUCGCUUUAAAAAACUUGGGAAAUCUAAUAUAAAAAGGAAAUACACAUAACUUCAUUUUACAUCAUAUAUAAAUAUAACUUAAUAUAAAAGCCAAAGGUAUCUCUAUCUUUAGCAGAAUAUAUGCCAUAAUGAAUUAUAAUUUUUCUUAAGUUUUUAUACAUAAGGGAUAUACAUAAGGAAUAUGUAUUAAUUACUAUAUGAUAUUUACUAUGGCUGUUAGUAAAAUGUAUUUCUAUAUUUCUUCAAGCUUUUGUAUAAUACAAUGUUGAUCGAUAUUUAAUUCAAUGAUUAAAAUGAAGCUAUUUAAUUAUCAAUCGUAAUUAACUAUUAAACUUUUACUCAAGGUAAUCUUAAUCAUACGAUAUGAUUAAAUUGAGAUCAUCAUUGUGAAAUGAAUGUUUAUGUCUAUAUAUUUUUAUUUAUUUUUUUUUUAUUGUUAUUUAAAAUUAAUCAAAAUAAUAAGCGAAAUAAAAAUAAUUCUGCGGAAUAGUUAGUCAAUGAUUGAAAUUCGUAUAUCGAUUAAAUAUAUUAUAGACAUGCCGUGAUUCAUUGACGAAUUACUCUUUAGACUCUUGCACAUUGAUUAAUUAUUUUCUAGAUAUUUCGUAUCUCAUUGACAAAAUUUUCUUAGACGAAUGUAUAUCAAUAAAUUAAAAUUCUGUCAAAAAA
Messenger RNA from Vespula vulgaris, 1995 nucleotides. RefSeq names its product very-long-chain (3R)-3-hydroxyacyl-CoA dehydratase (gene Hacd2). Gene Ontology annotation, cellular component: endoplasmic reticulum membrane. The record is from RefSeq and is a predicted model, not a curated record. Lineage: Eukaryota; Metazoa; Arthropoda; Insecta; Hymenoptera; Vespidae. The coding region runs from base 269 to 1375 and encodes 368 amino acids. Gene Ontology annotation, molecular function: 3-hydroxyacyl-CoA dehydratase activity. The transcript is spliced from 5 exons. Gene Ontology annotation, biological process: very long-chain fatty acid biosynthetic process; sphingolipid biosynthetic process; fatty acid elongation.